Molecule: messenger RNA, 279 nt
Organism: Penicillium egyptiacum
Lineage: Eukaryota; Fungi; Ascomycota; Eurotiomycetes; Eurotiales; Aspergillaceae
Source: the annotation of a GenBank genome assembly
AUGAUGUCUCAAUUUGCUCUCCCGGGCGCGAACAAACGAUACGGAAACCCAACCAGCCUCAAGCCUCGGAAUGGGCGGCUGCUGAUUCCUCUAAUGGCUACGGUUGGUCUCGGUUUCGGUGCCUACAAUUACUACGUUGCGGCCAAGUCGCGGCGGGAACUCUCUCUGCUGGAAGAACAGGAACGCCUGGCGCGAAACCAACAGUUGAUGGACGCGUACGGCGACAAGAAUAGUCUGCACGAUAUCCAGCAUGCGCUUGACACCUACAAUGUUCAAUGA